AUGGUGUAUAGCAACAGUUUGGAGGAGCACAUGGAGCAUCUCCGCAAGGUUUUCCAAGUGUUGAGGGAGAACGAGUUGUGCGUCAAGAAGGAGAAAUGCACUUUUGCCCAACCACAAGUGCAAUUCCUUGGGCAGACAAUCAUCCAAGGAGAAAUUCGGAUGGAUAGCGACAAGAUUAGUGCUAUUCGAGAUUGGGAGAUUCCAACGAAAGUAACUGAGCUUCGGUAUUUUCUUGGCCUUGCCAAUUAUUAUAGGCGAUUCAUCCUUGGAUAUUCAGCCAUUACGGCACCACUUACCGAUUUGUUGAAGAAAAACCGGAAGGCCAACAUUGUUGCCGACGCCUUAAGUCACAAGGUAGUGCUAGUGGCUAUAGUUAGCACGACCAGCAGUGAUAUUAUUGAUGCCAUCAAGCAAUGCAUGCAACAUGAUCCAGUGGCGAAGCAGCUUCUUGUCUUGGCCAGUAAAGGCAAGAUGAAGAAAUUUUGGGUCGAUGACGGUAUUCUCUAUACCACAGGCAUACGCAUUUAUGUGCCAUAG
Molecule: messenger RNA, 537 nt
Organism: Lycium barbarum (goji berry)
Lineage: Eukaryota; Viridiplantae; Streptophyta; Magnoliopsida; Solanales; Solanaceae
Exons: 2
Coding region: 1-537 (178 amino acids)
Source: RefSeq, a predicted model, not a curated record